AUGCGCGGAGCGUUGCGCGGAGCAGCCCUGGUACCGGGCGCCACCCCGCGGCAGCGGAGCCGGGCCGGGCCGGGGAGCCCGGCGCUGGAGGAGGAGGAGGAGGCCAGGCCCGGCCCGGCCCACAGCUCUGUUUUCUCCCCCGCAGGCUCCUCACGGUUCGCUCCGGCGGUGACACAGCACGCCCCGUUCUUUAAAGGGACGGCCGUCGUCAACGGAGAGUUCAAGGAGCUGAGCCUGGAUGAUUUCAAGGGGAAAUACCUGGUCCUCUUCUUCUACCCGCUGGACUUCACCUUUGUCUGCCCCACAGAAAUUGUGGCCUUCAGCAACAAAGCAAAUGAAUUUCACGAUGCGAACUGUGAAGUAGUGGCGGUUUCUGUGGAUUCUCAUUUUUGUCAUCUGGCCUGGAUAAAUACCCCACGAAAGAGUGGCGGUUUGGGCAAAAUGAAUAUUCCAGUUCUGUCGGACCUCACAAAACAAAUCUCCCGAGAUUAUGGUGUGCUGCUAGAAGGACCUGGCAUAGCACUAAGAGGUCUCUUCAUCAUUGAUCCAAAUGGGAUCAUCAAGCAUCUAAGUAUCAAUGAUCUCCCCGUCGGUCGUAGUGUGGAGGAGACCCUCCGCUUGGUGAAAGCAUUCCAGUACGUGGAAACACACGGAGAGGUUUGCCCGGCAAACUGGACUCCAGACUCCCCUACAAUCAAACCAAGCCCAGAAGCUUCUAAAGAAUAUUUUGAGAAAGUGCAUACAUAAACACUAAAAUAUGUGGACAAAACGCUUAGUUACCAUAAACAGAAGACAUUAGGAAAGCAGCUGUGAUUAUAUAAAA
Charadrius vociferus (killdeer) is the source of this 823-nucleotide messenger RNA. RefSeq names its product peroxiredoxin 3 (gene PRDX3). Gene Ontology annotation, molecular function: thioredoxin peroxidase activity. The record is from RefSeq and is a predicted model, not a curated record. Lineage: Eukaryota; Metazoa; Chordata; Aves; Charadriiformes; Charadriidae. The coding region runs from base 1 to 747 and encodes 248 amino acids. The transcript has 6 exons. Gene Ontology annotation, biological process: response to oxidative stress; hydrogen peroxide catabolic process; cellular response to stress. Gene Ontology annotation, cellular component: mitochondrion; cytosol.